AUGCCCCGUGGACAAUUAAUCCUUAUAGAAGGACUAGAUAGAUCCGGGAAAUCAACCCAAGCAGCCUACUUAAAUUCCAAACUCCCUUCCUCCGAAUUAAUAAAAUUCCCUGACCGUUCAACUCCAAUUGGUAAAAUCAUUAAUGAAUAUCUCACAGAUAAAUCAUUCAAAUUAUGUGAUCAAUCGGCUCAUUUAUUAUUCCUGGCGAAUAGAUGGGAAUUAAAUCAGCAAAUUCGUGAAUUGUUAAAUCAAGGGAAAUUCGUUGUUUUGGAUAGAUAUAUAUAUUCUGGGAUUGCGUAUACUUUGGCAAAACAUGAUUUCCAAGGACAAGAAGGGGAUGAGAUUGUUUCAAGUGGUGGACCCAGAAGUAAGGAAUUGGGAGAUGUGGAUUGGUUAUUGGGACCGGAUAAGGGGUUACCUAAACCUGAUUUAACUUUAUUUUUGACAUUGGAUCUUGAGGAAAUAAGUAAGAGGAAAGGAUGGGGUGAUGAACGUUAUGAAAUGCAACAAUUUCAAGCAAAAGUGAAAGAAUGUUUCUUAAAAAUAUUAACUGCUGAACAAGAUCCAACUAUACAGAUUGUAGAUGUUGGUGGGAAAGAUAUAAAUCAAGUAUCUGAAUUAUUAUGGGAAAUCAUUACAUCAAAGGGACAUGAUAAAUUAAUUGAUGAACCUAUACACUUAAUCUAA
Hemisphaericaspora subhashii is the source of this 687-nucleotide messenger RNA. RefSeq names its product bifunctional thymidylate/uridylate kinase. Gene Ontology annotation, molecular function: dTMP kinase activity; ATP binding. Lineage: Eukaryota; Fungi; Ascomycota; Pichiomycetes; Serinales; Debaryomycetaceae. Gene Ontology annotation, cellular component: cytosol; nucleus; cytoplasm. The record is from RefSeq and is a predicted model, not a curated record. Bases 1 to 687 code for a protein of 228 amino acids. The transcript has a single exon. Gene Ontology annotation, biological process: dUDP biosynthetic process; dTDP biosynthetic process; dTTP biosynthetic process.